This is a messenger RNA of Archocentrus centrarchus (flier cichlid), 2576 nucleotides long. It is a transcript of the gene sfrp5, whose product is annotated as secreted frizzled-related protein 5. Gene Ontology annotation, biological process: canonical Wnt signaling pathway; non-canonical Wnt signaling pathway. Gene Ontology annotation, molecular function: Wnt-protein binding. The record is from RefSeq and is a predicted model, not a curated record. NCBI's taxonomy places the organism in Eukaryota, Metazoa, Chordata, Actinopteri, Cichliformes, Cichlidae. The coding region runs from base 417 to 1382 and encodes 321 amino acids. The transcript has 3 exons.
UACAGCUACAGACUGAUAGAUAGAGAGCAGGAGAGGGUUGGAGACAGAUCUAAGAGAGGUUGAGGGAAGAAAAGUGAGAAACUGAGCAGGGAAAGUUAGAAAAAUAAGAAGUCCUACUUGUUUUCCCACCCUUCCCUGACUGCUGCCUCCCCACUCCACCACCUGAGGCACACAUACACACACACAUAGGAAAGUGUUUCAGGGAGGCUUAGAGGGUCGACUCUCCAGGGAAGAAGGGAAUUAAACACUUUUGUUUUCAAUCCGCUGCGUUCAUACUCAGGAGAAAAAAAAGGGAUUACAGCUUGUACGCCUGCCCCCCUUGUUUCUCUCUUCUCCUUGCAUUUUUUUUUUCACUGAGUUACUUUGGAGACUUUGGAUAUAACCUUCUUGAAUUGUUGUUCUGAACUCAUAGAGGCAUGGCACCCGGACAAAAGAGCCCCAGGUGGGCAUUAACCCAGGGCUCCUUCAGCUUGGCACUGGGCCUGUCGCCCUUCUCCCUCCUCCUUCUCCUCCUCACGGUCUCGGCCGCAGAUGAGUAUGACUACUACAGCUGGCAGUCGGACAACUUCCACAAUGGCCGCUUCUACACCAAGCAGCCCCAGUGUUUGGACAUACCAGCUGACCUGCGCUUGUGCCACAAUGUGGGCUACAAGAAGAUGAGGCUGCCCAACCUCCUGGACCAUGAGACCAUGCCAGAAGUCAAGCAGCAGGCAGGCAGUUGGGUGCCCCUUCUGGCCAAACGGUGCCAUGCUGAUACGCAGGUCUUCCUAUGUUCACUGUUUGCGCCGAUAUGUCUUGACAGGCCCAUCUACCCCUGCCGCUCACUUUGUGAGGCUGUCAGGGACAGCUGUGCCCCAGUAAUGGAGACCUAUGGCUUUCCCUGGCCGGAGAUGUUGACCUGCGACAAGUUCCCCAUUGAUAACGACCUCUGCAUCCCCAUGCAGUUCACCGGGAACCAUGCAACCCAGCCACCAGUGUCAAAGGUGUGCCCACCCUGUGACAAUGAGCUGAAAACAGACAACAUCAUGGAGCACUACUGUGCAAGUGACUUUGUCCUAAAGAUGAAAAUCAAGGAGGUGAAAAAGGAGAAGGGUGACCGGAAGUUGAUUGCAGCGCAGAAGAAGAAGAAAGUAUUAAAGCAGGGUGUGCUGAGGAAGAAGGACCUGAAGAAGCUGACCCUGUACAUUAAGAAUGGUGCCAACUGUCCAUGCUCCCAGCUGGACAGCCUAGGCUCUAACUUCCUCAUCAUGGGCCGCAAAGUGGACCAGCAACUGCUGCUCACGUCCAUUCACAAGUGGGACAAGAAGAGCAAGGAGCUUAAGUUUGCCAUCAAGUUGAUGAAGUCCUAUCAGUGCCCCACCUACCACACCGUCUUCCAGUGACGUGGUUCACUGCAAUGUUUGCUGAACUUUCCAAAACUUUGCUUUUCAGAUUCAACCCUGUUUCACUUAGAUCAUAGCUGUUAUUUCACUAAUGCAAAAUCCUUGCAAAAUCUAUUACCAGCCCUGAAGCUAAACAUAAAUCAGGUAGUUGUCCUGAUCUCCACUGAUGUCAGAGAUUAUUCUUAUUCUUAUUGGAGAAGGGAAAACUACUCUCCAAAUAAGUCAAGUCCCCCACCACCACCAAGAAAAAAACAAAAAAAACAAACAAAAAAAAACAUUAGGAUGAUUUCGUAUUGAUUUGCACUCUACUGUACUCUUUAUUAACAAUCCUGCUUCCCUCUUCUGAUAUUAUAGAAUCAUUUAAAUCAUAUCUUAAAGCAAUCUUCUUAGAUAGCAGCAUUAAGAAAUGGAAAUUUAACCAUUGGAAAGAAAACACACUCAAUACUGCAGUGAAAUAGAGGGGAUGGGAAGGUUUGUUUCUGUGUAAAAAGAGCAGAGAGCAAUGAUAGAGUAAACAUAUGAGGACUGUGCAGUGUGCCAGUGCACAUGCUGGCACAGUGCUCCGAGGAACAACAUCAAAGCAGAGAAAUAUUGAUGAUCCACUUAACUGCAUGUUGUAAAAAGGAGGUAAUUCAGACCUAUUCUAAAUGCUUAGAAAACUGGGAUUUUUUUUUCUUUCUUUUUAUCCGUGAUGGGAAAGAAGAAGACUGAUGGAAUGAGACAGACUGAUGCUUUCACUGACUUUGUACAGAACCAUUUUUGUGGCCUGAAAGAGGGAAACUUGAAUAUUUUUUUACUUUUUCAUUUUGAGAAAGAAUAAAGUUAGGGCAGAGAAGACAUCUUCCUGAAAACAAGUGGAGAAUUAAAGAGAGAGAAAGAGAGAGAAAGAGACUCUGGACAGAGCCAAAAACGUUGGAUUGAUAAGUCUCUUGUACUUCCUAUUUUUCACUAUCGGUCUUCAAAUGUUUCUUUUUCUUUUACUUGUUAUUUUUUAAUUUGCUUCAGUUAAACAUCUAUGGUAUGAAAGCAGAACUCAUACACAAAGACCUUAGCACCUGAACACACUGUUGCUGUAGCAAUGAGAGAUAUUUUUUUUCUAACCUAUUAACCUGUAAGUAGUUCUGUUACUGAAAUAGAUCUUUGUUUUACAAAAAGUUAAUGAAUAAAAUAUAUUUGAAAUUUUUAUAAAGAAAA